AUGGUCAUUGAUGAAGUCUCACCCUACAAUGGCAUUCUAGGCAGACCAUGGAUCAGCAAGAUCAACGCCAUCACCUCCGCCACGCAUCAGAAGAUUCGCUACCCAAUUCCUUGGGGUGGGAUCGGCCAAAUCAACAGCAAUCAGGCAAUGGCGAGGAAAUGCUCAGCUCAAGGGCUGAAGAAAGGCAAGCAAACACAGUUCCUCCUUGUGAAUCAGGCAUAUCUAAAGGGAGUAGAACAAGCAGAGGAGAAAGCAGAUCCCGUUCCUGACAGCCGAGCAGGCCAAAAAGGAAAGGGAAUAACUACUCCCUAA
Messenger RNA from Prunus armeniaca (apricot), 312 nucleotides. NCBI's taxonomy places the organism in Eukaryota, Viridiplantae, Streptophyta, Magnoliopsida, Rosales, Rosaceae. The record is from the annotation of a GenBank genome assembly.